Molecule: messenger RNA, 2413 nt
Organism: Boeremia exigua
Lineage: Eukaryota; Fungi; Ascomycota; Dothideomycetes; Pleosporales; Didymellaceae
Product: tryptophan synthase beta subunit-like PLP-dependent enzyme
Exons: 4
Coding region: 130-2298 (722 amino acids)
Biological process (GO): L-tryptophan biosynthetic process
Cellular component (GO): cytoplasm
Molecular function (GO): tryptophan synthase activity
Source: RefSeq, a predicted model, not a curated record
CCACCAAUUACUUCACCAGUCCUUAUUAUCCGAACGUGACUCACGUUUGUCUUUCCCUUAAAGAGGUCAAUUCGCCUUUACGGCUUACGAGACAAGGUUUUCUCCUACACCACUCACCCAAAGUCCACAAUGGAGCACAUUAAGAAGACGUUUGCGCAGUGCAAGAAGGAGGGCAGGUCUGCCCUCGUCACCUAUGUGACAGCGGGUUACCCCACUGCUCAGGAGACGCCCGACAUUAUGCUGGGCAUGGAGGCCGGUGGCGCAGACAUCAUUGAGCUCGGUAUGCCAUUCACCGACCCCAUCGCCGACGGCCCUACGAUCCAGACCGCGAACACCCAGGCGCUGAAGAACGGAGUCAACACCGGCGAUGUUCUCCAGAUGAUCCGCGAUGCACGUAAGCGUGGGCUUAAGGCCCCCGUUAUGCUCAUGGGAUACUACAACCCUCUACUCAGCUAUGGCGAGGAGAAGAUGCUCCAGGACGCAAAAGAGGCCGGCGCCAACGGUUUCAUCAUGGUCGAUCUGCCGCCGGAGGAGGCUCUGCGCUUCAGGAACUUCUGCCGCAGCUACGGCCUUUCCUACGUUCCUUUGAUCGCCCCGGCUACUUCGGAACACCGCAUGCGCGUUCUCUGCCAAAUUGCUGACUCAUUCAUCUACGUUGUUUCCCGCAUGGGUGUCACGGGCGCUUCCGGAUCCAUGAACGCAGCCCUGCCCCAGCUACUGGAACGUGUCCACAAGUACUCUGGCAACAAACCGGCUGCCGUUGGUUUCGGUGUCAGCACGAGGGACCACUUCCUGAGCGUUGGCCAGAUCGCCGAGGGUGUCGUCAUUGGCAGUCAAAUUAUCAAUGAGAUUGCCAAGUCUGAACCCGGAACUGGCGCUAAGGCUGUUGAGAAAUACUGCGACGCAAUCUGCGGCAAGAGCAGCCGUGAGACCACCCGCGAAGUGGGCAUUGUGGAGGCUCUCGCCGGUGCCAAGGAGCCCACCGGUGUGCAUGUUGAUAAGGUUAUUACCGACGCGGAUACCCCUGACGGUCCCGGACUGGUGGAUCAGCUGGAGGCGUUGAACGCCAAUAGCGAUGGCUUCAACGAGGAGCAUGCACUGCCUCCCCGCUUCGGCGAAUUCGGCGGUCAAUACGUGCCCGAAUCGCUGAUGGACUGUUUGUCGGAGCUUGAGAAAGGCUUCAAUGCAGCGAUUGAGGACCCUAAGUUCUGGGAGGAGUACAGAUCCUACUACGAUUACAUGGGCCGUCCUGGACACCUGCACCUUGCGGAACGUCUGACAGAGCAUGCCGGCGGAGCAAACAUCUGGUUGAAGCGCGAGGAUCUGAAUCAUACCGGAAGUCACAAAAUCAACAAUGCACUCGGUCAGGUUCUAGUUGCCCGAAGGCUUGGAAAGACCGAGAUCAUCGCCGAAACUGGAGCUGGCCAGCACGGUGUUGCUACCGCUACGGUCUGCGCCAAGUUCAACAUGAAGUGCACCAUCUACAUGGGCGCCGAGGACGUCAGGCGUCAGGCCCUGAACGUCUUCCGCAUCAAGCUGCUCGGUGCCUCGGUUGUUGCUGUCGAAGCAGGCUCUCAGACCCUCCGUGAUGCGGUCAACGAGGCCAUGCGUGCCUGGGUCGUUCACCUUGACACCACUCACUACAUCAUUGGAUCUGCUAUUGGGCCUCACCCGUUCCCAACCAUUGUCCGUACCUUCCAGUCGAUCAUCGGCAAUGAGACCAAGGCGCAGAUGCAGGAGAAGCGCGGCAAGCUUCCCGAUGCCGUUGUAGCCUGUGUUGGUGGCGGCUCUAACGCUGUCGGCAUGUUCUACCCCUUCGCUAACGACCCUUCGGUUAAGCUGCUUGGUGUUGAGGCUGGUGGUGACGGUGUCGACACCGACCGCCACAGCGCUACGCUGACUGGUGGUACCAAGGGUGUCCUCCACGGUGUCCGCACCUACAUUCUUCAGGACAAGCACGGACAGGUCAGCGAGACUCACUCUGUCUCCGCCGGUCUUGACUACCCCGGUGUUGGACCUGAGCUUGCCAGCUGGAAGGACAGCGAACGUGCCAAGUACAUUGCUGCCACUGAUGCCGAGGCCUUCAUUGGCUUCCGUCUUGCAUCUCAAUUGGAGGGUAUCAUCCCUGCGCUUGAGACUGCUCACGCAAUCUUCGGUGCUGUUGAGCUGGCGAAGACCAUGUCAAAGGAUCAGGACAUCGUCAUCUGUGUGUCUGGCCGUGGUGAUAAGGACGUGCAGAGUGUCGCCGAAGAGCUUCCCAAGCUGGGUCCCAAGAUCGGCUGGGACCUGAGGUUCUAAAUGCUUUUUCGCAUGAACUCCACAGCACAUUGAGCAAGCCCGCAUAUGGACAGCCGUCGAUCUAGUAGCAAUCUCGAAAUCUAGACAGCAAUGAAAAUCAAACCUGUUCUUGCCA